Messenger RNA from Colletotrichum orchidophilum, 252 nucleotides. RefSeq lists its product as uncharacterized. The coding region runs from base 1 to 252 and encodes 83 amino acids. Lineage: Eukaryota; Fungi; Ascomycota; Sordariomycetes; Glomerellales; Glomerellaceae. The record is from RefSeq and is a predicted model, not a curated record. The transcript has a single exon.
AUGCGCCACCGGCUGUGGAACCCGGAGACCCAAGGAUCGGACUGCGCCGUUCUCUCUAGCGCCGGGCCGGAAACUGGUGCCUUGGCUCAAUUGUCGGCGCAGUACGCGGCGCCGGGUGCCCACACGUUGCCAGCCACGGAUUGGAGCGACUGGGCUAUAUACGGGAGUGGCAACGGGCCGCCUAACGCCGGCUUCAAGACGGCCAGUCCGGCGUCUACCAAACGCAUACCCUUUCCAAACAUUCGAUUUUAG